AUGAACCAGUACCAGUUUACGUGGUCGUACCUCCAGAUCGAAUCCAACCCACACGUGGACGAUGAGAAGCAGGCGUACGCGGCUGGGGCCCUGGAGGCCUACCUGACAAGGCAGCUGAUGGAGAACCAGUGGGCGAACCUGCUCUCACCCUACUGCGACAACCAAACCGAGUAUUGCAGCAGGCUCGAAGACUUCCUAACCAAGAACCUCGUGUACACUCGCAAGCAACAGCACAAGUUCAAGUACAGCGACCCUUUCUGGAACAUGGCGCACCUGAUUAUGAGACAGCUGUCGGGGCUGAACGAUGCCUUCGAGAACGAAACGCUGGACUUCACGCACGAGCUGGAUACUGUAACACGAUCACUUGUCGUGGGCGACCUAUUCGACCUGGAAGGAGCACUGCAUCGACCCUGGGAUUCCAACUCGAUGUCUCAGAUUCUGGCCUGCUCUGCGCUCGUCAAGGUGGUGGGCGACUUCGAAGAGAUGUACAUCGCACACGACGCCUGGUUCCUGUACCGGGGAAUGCUGCGCAUACAGAAGCAGUACAUUUUCCCCUGGCACCGUACGGCACAGCUCACUGGUGUAGAGGACAUCAUCCCGGGCCACACAAUCACCAUGUCGUCUUACGCCGGCAAGCUGGUUUCCUGGGACAACUUCUACUUGUCGUCAACAGGCCUGGCUAUUACGGAGACCUCACUUGUGAACAGCAACCAGACGCUGUGGGACACCGUAGUGCCUGAAAGCGGUCCCCUCACCUGGAUAAGGUCCGCUAUAGCCACCCGCCUGGCUCUCACGAGUGAGGAGUGGGUCGACAUCAUCGGCAGGGACAACAGCGGCACGUGCAACAAUCAAAUACUGGUGCUGGAUUACAAGCUUUUCGUCCCUGGAACGCCCAUCGUGGACGGAACGCUUUGGCUUUAUGAACAACUUCCAAUGCACACAAGCCAGAAAGAUAUUAGCCAGGAACUCCGUGACAACAGGUACUGGGCAAGCUACAAUAUCGCUUAUUUUCCCGACAUCUUCGUCAUCAGUGAUCAACCUCGCAUAGUGGAGCAGUACGGCGACCUCUAUACAUUUGAGAACUGCCCACGUGCCAAGAUCUUCAAGCGUGACCACGUCAAGGUCAAGGACAUGAACUCUAUGUUAAAACUCAUGAGGUACAACGACUUCAGGAAUGACCCGUUCUCUGUCUGCAACUGCACGCCACCGUACAACCCAACCUAUGCCGUCGCUGCGCGAUAUGACCUCAUGGACCCGCAAGGAAUCUACAAUACACCCGGGAUGUACAGGCACGCCGUCGGAGGCAUCGAUGCCAAGGUUUGA
Molecule: messenger RNA, 1323 nt
Organism: Dermacentor silvarum
Lineage: Eukaryota; Metazoa; Arthropoda; Arachnida; Ixodida; Ixodidae
Product: putative phospholipase B-like 2
Exons: 11
Coding region: 1-1323 (440 amino acids)
Biological process (GO): phospholipid catabolic process
Cellular component (GO): extracellular region
Molecular function (GO): glycerophospholipase activity
Source: RefSeq, a predicted model, not a curated record